CAGGAAUUCAGGUCAGGGCUUUGCCCUGGAACAGCCCCAGGCAGUUUGGGUGGGAGGCUGAGGAGCACCUUGGGCUGACAUGAAGCCUUUGCAUUUUGUGACUGUUCCAGCUGGGCAGAUCCCGUGCUCAAGUGGUGUAAACUGGCCUCUCUCCUGGAACAAGGCACAGCCUGUGCCCCCCGCAAAGGGGGAUGGAAGCAUCACCGUGAGCCCUCCCUGCUCUGGUACAUGGUGAUGUGUCCCAUCUGAUUUGUUCUGUGCCCUCUCCCAUGGUGGGUAGCUGAUCAGACGGGUGAUAGCAGAGACCUCCAGCGGUGGCAUGACAGCCAACGAUGUCAUCAUGCACUCCGUGCUCCCAGAUCUGCCCUUCGGAGGUGUGGGUCACAGCGGGAUGGGCGCCUACCACGGCAGGCACAGCUUCGAGACCUUCUCCCACCGCCGCGCCUGCCUGAUCAAGGACCUGAGCUGGGAGGCUGUGAACAAGCUGAGGUACCCACCUGGCAGCAUGGAGAUGGUGCAUUUGGCCAGGCUCUUCCUGCUGAGGCAGUGUAACAGGAGCAGAGUGGGACACUUCAUCUCGGCCCUGCUGGCGGCUGUGAAAGUCGUGGUGGCAAAGGUGUUGUACCCCCAGUGAGAGAGGUGAUGGCCAGCCAGCCCUUGGACCCGCUGCUCGCUCCCUGCAGCCCUACUGCUGAACUUUCCUUUGCUGCGAUUUCAUUUCUUCCAAGGCAGCCAAUGCACUGGUGAGGUAGAAGACAAAAAAAAAAAUACACCUAAAGCAGAGACCCCCCAAGUUAAAGGCUCCAGCUAUCCAGACCUAGUCCGUGGAUCAUGCCUGAGCAGUGAGUGGCAGAUGGAAGGAAACAGCACCCACCCUCCUCUGUAAACAGUAGCUCCUCUAAAACCUCCUGGGAACGUGGGAGUGUUUUUCACUGAGCCUGUUACCUCUGUAACACCUCACCUGAUCCCCAGAGGAAGCCGCUCAUCACAGCCAUGAGCCUGGGAAAUGAGGGUCUCGCUGCAGGGGACAGUUCAGGCUGGUUGUCCCUGGAGCAGAGGGAAAGGAGCCUCGAAGAACCUGCAGCAUCUCAUCCUUGACUGAUGGGUGAUGCUCUUUGCAGGGAAACCACCUUUAUUUAUCCAAGGUGUGCAAAAGCCACCUGAGCUGUCCCAAGGACUUGAGAAGUGCCAGGGACUGUUGUGCUGCUGUAUUUGGGGCUACUGGGGCAAAGACAGGGGCACUGCUGCAGCUGGAGUCCCAGGUCUCAGGCAUCCUUGGCCAGAGUGGCAGAGCAGUCACAGCCACCUCUGUAUCUGAAUUUCAGAGGUUUAUUCAUUUAUGGAUAGUCUUUUACCUCCAAACUUGUAACUGAGAGCUGCCCUUGACCCUUGCUGAAUAAAACCUUUAUUUUGCUGCGAAG
Lonchura striata (white-rumped munia) is the source of this 1421-nucleotide messenger RNA. The record is from RefSeq and is a predicted model, not a curated record. NCBI's taxonomy places the organism in Eukaryota, Metazoa, Chordata, Aves, Passeriformes, Estrildidae.